GUUGGCACGUAGGGUGGUGAGAUAGUAGGUAGAGAGUACGUUGUGUCGUGAACGCAGUGGAGAGGUAAGGUUGUUUCGAUCGGUAGGAAAGGAACACAAUUAUUCGAGCAGUUGCGUGAGAGACCAAACUCGGUUAAAAUUGAGAGUGAAAUAAAAGGCAUAGAUAGAAAGAAAGAGCAAAAAUAACGAAGGAACAAAGAAAGUUAAAACGAAGAUCGUGCAAAAAAUUUUAAGACGUGUUGUUAAAUUUGGUGUAGUUACGACGGUAACGAGAGUACAUCGAUAAUGUUUCACGUAAGGAAACUAAUAAGAUCGUCGAUCGCUUUGAAGCAAGUACCAAACAAUGACAUUAUUCAUAACACACUGAUGCGUAUCGUACCGGCGUUUCAAGCACGCGGUUAUGCUGAUCAUCAGAUACCUGAUCGACUGAAGGAUAUCCCUACCGACCCUAAUCCAAAGUUUUUUGAUAUGGUUGAAUAUUUUUUUCAUCGAGCUUGUCAGAUUGUCGAAGAUAAAUUGGUCGAGGAUAUCAGCAAACGUUCUAGGAUGACCAUAGAAGAAAGAAAGAAAAAGGUGAAAGGAAUCCUGAUGCUAAUGGAACCAUGUGACCAUAUCCUCGAAACCACUUUUCCUCUGAGACGCGAUUCGGGUGAUUACGAAAUGAUCACUGGUUAUCGUGCACAGCAUUCAACUCAUAGAACACCCUGUAAAGGAGGUAUUCGAUUCUCGAUGGAUGUCUCACGGGACGAAGUAAAAGCUUUAUCGGCACUUAUGACAUUCAAGUGUGCCUGCGUAGACGUUCCCUUCGGUGGUGCUAAAGCCGGCAUCAAGAUUAAUCCCAAAUUAUACUCUGAACACGAACUGGAGAAAAUUACCAGAAGGUUUACGCUAGAACUCGCAAAGAAGGGGUUUAUCGGACCUGGCGUCGAUGUACCUGCUCCUGACAUGGGAACUGGAGAACGCGAAAUGUCUUGGAUCGCAGACACAUAUGCCAAGACUAUAGGCCAUUUGGACAUCAACGCUCAUGCCUGUGUCACAGGAAAACCUAUUAAUCAAGGUGGAAUUCAUGGUCGCAUUUCCGCGACUGGACGCGGUGUGUUUCAUGGAUUAGAAAAUUUUAUCAAUGAAGCAAAUUACAUGAGCAUGAUAGGUACUACUCCCGGUUGGGGAGGAAAAACGUUCAUUGUUCAAGGUUUUGGUAACGUCGGUUUACAUUCGAUGCGUUAUUUACAUCGUGCCGGCGCUGCUUGCAUCGGUGUAAUCGAGCACGAUGGUGCUAUUUACAAUCCCGAAGGUAUUGACCCCAAGCAACUAGAAGAUUAUCGCAUAGAGAAUGGUACUAUCGUGGGCUUCCCUUGCGCUAAACCAUACGAAGGUGAAAAUCUUAUGUAUGAACCUUGUGAUAUAUUUAUACCCGCAGCUGUGGAGAAAGUUAUUACCAAAGAUAAUGCGUGUCUCAUUCAGGCAAAAAUCAUAGCCGAAGCUGCCAACGGACCAACUACUCCGGCUGCGGAUAAGAUUUUAAUCGAUCGAAAUAUUUUAGUCAUACCAGAUUUAUAUAUCAAUGCCGGUGGUGUUACAGUUUCUUUCUUCGAGUGGUUAAAAAAUCUAAAUCAUGUGUCUUACGGUCGUCUAACAUUCAAGUACGAAAGAGAAUCGAAUUAUCAUCUGUUAGAAUCCGUUCAAGAAUCGUUGGAACGUAGAUUCGGUCGUGUGGGUGGUAGAAUUCCCGUCACACCUUCCGAAGCGUUUCAAAAACGCAUCUCUGGUGCUUCUGAAAAAGACAUCGUUCAUUCUGGUCUAGACUAUACUAUGGAAAGAUCGGCAAGGGCUAUCAUGAAGACAGCCAUGAAAUUUAAUCUUGGUUUGGACUUGAGGACAGCAGCUUACAUUAAUUCGAUCGAAAAGAUAUUCACCACUUAUUCCGAAGCAGGUCUUGCGUUUUAAAUGUAAAGUAUUUCUCGAUCCAAAGCAAAUCGCAUAAAUGGAACUGUAAAACGUUUCGAACCAGUAUUUUAAAGACUUUUUUAACGAUCUCGCUCAGUUGACUGUCCAGUGUUACUCAGCGAUAAAGACCAAACCCAGCAGUGAAAAUAUUUCGUAUACAUCGUCGCGUGCUACGUUCUUCUCGAACACUUCGUAACAAUAAUUUGCGUACGGAAUGUUCCGUCGCACGGAAAAACAUAUACACAGCUGCGUCGAUCGCAUAGCUCGCGUCACUGUAACUGUUGUACACGCGCAGGAGGUGUACGAAUUGAAUAAUAGCAAAUUCGGUGUGCAAAAUAGCGAAUUUGGAAGAAAAUAUUCGCAGUGCGUUUUUCUUUCUAAUUAUCGAUUCAACGAACUUAACCGAAAAACGACUUCGAUGUGCAUUUUUAUACAUCACUUUUGAUCGGUGAUAUUAAUAUUUAAGAAAAAUUGCUCGAUAGUCAUCACCAAAAGGGCGAAAGUGUGCCGAACGAUCGUUUGUAAAUUUCAAUUCUCUCGAAUAUAUAAUUUUGCAUUGUUGUAUUUGCGAGAAACUGUUUACCAGAUACUCGUUCUUACAACAAAAUCGAAAA
Messenger RNA from Eufriesea mexicana, 2561 nucleotides. It is a transcript of the gene Gdh, whose product is annotated as glutamate dehydrogenase, mitochondrial. Lineage: Eukaryota; Metazoa; Arthropoda; Insecta; Hymenoptera; Apidae. Gene Ontology annotation, molecular function: L-glutamate dehydrogenase (NAD+) activity. The transcript has 8 exons. Gene Ontology annotation, biological process: L-glutamate catabolic process. Gene Ontology annotation, cellular component: mitochondrion. The coding region runs from base 286 to 1947 and encodes 553 amino acids. The record is from RefSeq and is a predicted model, not a curated record.